UGUUCAGAUUGCGCGCAUGGGACAAGGUUGCUUUAAAUCGCAUGUUAUGUGUUUACGUUUUACGGACGGUUGUGCAACAUUUCGGCCAUCAAAAUGCCUGUUUCCUGCCGUCUCUGUGGUGGAUCUGCAAUUUUGAAAAGGCCCAAAACGGGUGAUGCUUUGUGUAAGGACUGUUUCUUCAGUGCCUUUGAGGCAGAGAUACAUCAGACCAUAUUGGACGCAGAGUUAUUCAAGAAAGGCGAGAGGGUGGCAGUCGGCGCAUCGGGUGGAAAAGACUCGACAGUCUUAGCCUACAUCAUGAAGUUACUGAAUGAGAGACAUGACUACGGUUUGGACAUCGUGUUGCUGUCAGUGGAUGAGGGAAUAACAGGCUACAGGGACGAUUCGCUGGAGACUGUGAAGAGAAAUCAGAUGCAGUAUGACUUGCCACUGAAAAUCGUUUCUUACGAGGAGUUGUAUGGUUGGACCAUGGACGCUAUCGUCAAGCAGAUUGGGCUCAAGAGCAACUGUACAUUUUGCGGCGUCUUCAGACGACAGGCGCUGGAUCGUGGCGCCUUACUCGUCAAGGCAGACAAGAUAGUUACGGGGCACAAUGCUGACGAUAUAGCAGAAACUGUUAUUAUGAAUGUUCUCAGAGGCGACGUGGCAAGAUUACGUAGAUGUACAGCAAUAACAACUGGAGCAGACGGGGCGCUACCAAGAUGUAAGCCCUUCAAGUACACGUAUGAAAAAGAAAUAGUCAUGUAUGCAUAUUUUAAGAAGUUAGACUACUUCUCGACUGAGUGUAUAUAUUCACCCAACGCGUACAGAGGCCACGCCAGAACGUAUCUCAAAGACCUAGAAAAGAUCAGACCUAGCUCAAUCAUAGACAUCAUCCAUUCCGGUGAGAGUCUCUCCAUCAAGAAGGACGUCAAGAUGCCGACGCAAGGAACUUGCACUCGCUGUGGUUACAUCUCCAGUCGUCCGCUCUGUAAAGCCUGCGUGCUGCUUGAGGGCUUGAACAAAGGCCUGCCAAAACUCGGUAUCGGAAAGGAACACAAGGAACGAAAGAAGUUGGCAUUGCUUCAGGCCCAAAGUUUUAACCAGACAAUUGAGCCAGCGACAAGUGCUAAUGUAACGACGGAGAGUUCAACACCAUCUUCUUCAAGUAUAGCUGGAGCUAACACAGUGCCCCAGAGAAUAGAUUUUUAAUUCAAACUACAUGUACAUUGUGUAUUUAUUUUUGUAAUAUUUAAGCCUUUAAAGCUAAAAUGUGAGGCGUCAGUUUACAAAAUUUUAUGCAAGUUGUCAACCAAAUGGUUCUCGGACUUUACUUUUCAUUAAAAAUUCUGGUGGAGUCAUGUAUUAAAUAUAGAAAUGAAAACUUGACUUCACCAGCUGUUUUAUAGGCGAGUUUAAAACAGAGGAGAUUGUGUAGUAAUGGCCCUGUCCCAAUGAGAACAAAAAUCCUGCUUUAUUAUUGGACUCGGCCAAGUUGUUAGCAGUGGCCAAGUUCGGGCAAGGACCAUUAGUCGACUAGUGGUUGAUUUGUGACGUACCUUACGCCUGCGCACUGAUAGCAACGUGCGAACGUCUCUAGUCAAAUGCUGGUCAAAAUGUCAUCACAAAACUUCUGGAUCCUGGCUCUCUGCUAGCGAUAUGAAUGCACACGGCUAUUGGUUACCAGCGAAGCAACCAACCCCAGUAGGCUGGUUCCAAAUAGUCGACUAGCGUAGUCAACCACCGUCGACUAGACAGAGUUCGGGCAAACGUUAGUUAACCAUUGGUCAACUAUAGUCCUUGCGCGAACUUGGCCAGUGUUUAAACCUUCAGGAAUGUAGCAGAUGGAGGGCAGGGUUUUGAUUUUUUUUUAAGGAAAUUUUGGGGUAAUUGACGAUGCAGAUGACAAAACCCAAUUUGAUAAUAUAAAUGGUUGCUUCAGGUUGCUGAAGUAAGUUUGGAAUGAAAAAAAAAAAAACCAAGUCAAAGGACCAAAAAGGUCCUGUGUACAAACUACAAAAUGGCCAACAUAGAGGGGCCCUACAAGUAACUACUUCCCAAAAACUCACCUUAAUUUCUGAAGAACAAAAUAUCUCUGUCGAAGUCUUGUCCUCUGAUCUGCUCUGCUGUCAAAACCACGCCGCCAUUAAGUAAAUGGCCACACCCAACAACAGGCACACACUUUUAUACCUAUCCCAGCUUGGCUGGUUCCCAAACCUACACUAUGAUGUUACAAUGUGAUUUUAAAAAGCAGUACCGGUAUGCAAAUGAGGGGUGUUGGCCAUUUUUAGGAAAACUCAAGAAAUUUGGGGAUAAAGCUGUGUUUAUGCAAUGUAGGAAAAGUUAAAAUAAUUAUCACUGAAUUUUAAACGGAGAACGUGGGAACAGAAAUAAACCACCUUGGUAAAAUCAAA
Molecule: messenger RNA, 2393 nt
Organism: Patiria miniata (bat star)
Lineage: Eukaryota; Metazoa; Echinodermata; Asteroidea; Valvatida; Asterinidae
Gene: ctu1
Product: cytoplasmic tRNA 2-thiolation protein 1-like
Exons: 12
Coding region: 94-1191 (365 amino acids)
Biological process (GO): tRNA wobble position uridine thiolation
Cellular component (GO): cytosolic tRNA wobble base thiouridylase complex; mitochondrion
Molecular function (GO): tRNA binding
Source: RefSeq, a predicted model, not a curated record